Messenger RNA from Dermacentor albipictus, 3998 nucleotides. RefSeq names its product protein pygopus-like. NCBI's taxonomy places the organism in Eukaryota, Metazoa, Arthropoda, Arachnida, Ixodida, Ixodidae. The record is from RefSeq and is a predicted model, not a curated record.
AGCAUCACGUGGUACUUGAUCACGUGUCUAGCAGUGUCAACCGGUGUUGUUUGCCCCUUCGAUCGUUAGACGCUUUUCACAUCUUGCUACGAUGCGUUGAACCCGGCGGACGAGAUCUGCAAAGCAAAGAGCCUCAGAAUGCCUCGGGAGCGCAAGGGAGCGAACAAAUUCAAGGACGCCGACCUCGACGGCUCGGGCGGCGUUGGAGGUGGACCGGGCGACAUGAAGCUGCAGCCCGAGAGCCCGUCCACCAAGAAGCGUCGCACACCGGCGGCUCAGGCAAGCCCUUCGAUUCCGGACUUGGUGCCACCGCCCCCGAUGACGGGCUACGGGGAGACGAUCGUCGCCUCGAACCCCUUCGACGACUCCGUCACGUCGCAGCAACAAAGCCACCUGCACCGGCGGCCACCGCCGCAGCACGCCAUGCUGCACCAGCCUCCGAACGUCUCGCAACCCCAGAUGCCGCCUUCGGGUGGGCCCGUAAUGCCACCGUCGGCGGCGAUGCACCCGAAGCCGAUGCCCAUGUCCUCGGGUAAGAUCUACCCUCCCGAUCAGCCGAUGGUGUUCAACCCGCAGAACCCGAACGCGCCGCCCAUAUAUCCCUGCGGCGUCUGCCACAAGGAGGUGCACGAAAACGAACAGGGGAUCCUGUGCGAGAGCGGGUGCAACUUUUGGUUCCACCGCAUCUGCACGGGCCUCUCGGACGCUGCGUUCUACCUGCUGACGCAGGAGAUCUACGCUGAGUGGGUGUGCGACCGCUGCCUCUCGACCAAGAGCAUACCACUCGUCAAGUUCAAGCCGUGAGGUGGUGCGUUUGUGUUGUGCGAGAUGAACGCUGGUUACUCGUGCGAUGAAGAACACUAAUUCUUAAAAUCGUGAAGUCCUCUCUCUAGCAAAGCCAGAGACUUAAGAGAGAGUCAUAGCUGUCAUGUGCUGCAUGUCUGCAACUACAAAUGUAUUUUGCUUUUAAAUAGGUGCAGCACUCGUCAUGCCCGAUAACACCAACACUGAAAGCCGCAGGCUCACUUAAGAGGAAGCUUUAGCUCGGGCCCAACUCCGACGCGGCCUGCUCAAAUACUUGUAAAACGCAAAAACGUUUUUUCGAGAUAACCCCUGAACCGAUCUUGAUUAAAUUUGUUGCAUUUGAGAGAGAAAGUUAAAUUCUAGUGACUGUUGGAAGUGGAUUUUCGAUUUAGGGCCUGAAUUUUGUUAAAAGGAGUUUCAGAAAUUCGAAAGUUUGAUAUAUAUAGAAGCACGAAGUGUACAAAUUAAUAGCUGUUGAUCAAGAACAGAUAGCGCAGUUUUGUAGACGGCAUCCAUGAGAUCAUUGAAAGUAGACAAAUUUGAUAUGUCAUCAUAUGUCUUACAGGAAUUUGUUACGCUGUGAAUAAGGGUUCUGCAAAAGCUGUAUUUACAUACUACUCAUUUUUUCGAGAUUCAUGUGUAACAUAUCAAUUUUGCCUGCUUCAGAUGUACCAUUACAUGCAACUCACAGUAUUGUGGUAUCUCUUUUCAUUGCUAAGUUACGGGGUUGUAAACUUGAUAGUUUCGUUUCCUGUGAAUUUUGGAUUUUUAAAAUUGACGACCUAAAUAAACAUUCAAAACCAACAGUCACUAAAUUUUAAGCUUUUCUUUUAAAUGCAACAAACCUUGUCAAAUUUGGUGCAGUGGUUGACGAGAAAGAUGAAUUCUCCUUUUACAUGUAUUUACAUAGGAGCACCCAAGCUAAAGCUUCCUCUUAAGGUACCUUUUGUGGUAAUGGUCUUUUUUUUUUUUGCUGAUAAAGAACAUAAUGUGUUUGACUAAAAUCUGUGUGCAGUGGUUCAUGAUGGCAUGGUAUUUAUACAUGUUUUCCUACCAUAAGUGAUAAACAGUGGCCAAAAAAAGAAUCCUCCGCCCGGAGUGAAUGUUAUGGCUAGGGACUUGUACAAGAUAUUUUUUUUCUCCCAUAAUCUUAUCUAGUGGCAGAAUCAAUUUUUGGUGUCUUUAAUAUCUUUAUAACUGAUUUCAUUUUGACACAUUUCAAGGAAAGUACAAGAGCUAAGGGUGCACAGCGUAUUGGGGGUGCUAUUGUACCUACCGCAUAAAUUUUAAUUUGCAUAUCAUGAUUCACAUAAAUAAAGCUCACAGCACAGUACAUUGGCUGCAGCAACUUUCAGGUACAUUUCUUUGCAUGAAAUUUUAAAAAAGGCUUGCCUGAGAAAAUUUCACUUUUUCUUGACAUUAAAACAGUAAAAUUUGCACAACGCAAGACCAUUUACGUAUGUCAUCAUAGCCAAUGUAAUGGGUAUGGGUAACUUACAUGGGUAACUGAAACCUCAGUUGCUACUACCAAGACAUGAUGUCAAGAAGCUGCUAUCAGCAGUGAUUAUGAAAAACAAAACAUAGUAGACAACAGUGAUAACUCAACAGCACUUGUCAAUUAAAGUCAUGCAUUCAUGUUUGCAUGCAAAAUUGUGUAUGGCCACUGCUUGUUAAGCAAGCUUGAAAAUGUUCUUACUACAAUGUAGGCAGCCAUGGCUUUCACAUCGUGGCUAUGAUUGCAUAGUUGUCUGAUGACAAGAAGAAUGCUGCAAUACAUUUUCACCAUUGGUGUCAUGGCUGGUACUCUGAUGAAGUGCCUGUUGAUAUACGCUUAUUAGCACAAAGCACAACAGUUAUCAUUCACGAGUGCUGAAAAUGGUCAUGUGCCAUCUAGUACACUGCCUAUUACAAUAAUCACAUGCAGUUAAGCAUUCUGAGAAGUAUUUCUUUACUGAAAACAGCAGGGGUGGUGGGGGGAGUUGCUGAUUUGGGAAAAAUUUUGGAACACAUAUGCCGAGGAGUGCCAAACACAGUUGAAUCCCAGUGUAACGAACACAUAUACAAUUAAUUAUUGGAUGUAACACAUUAAAUCUACAAUGUUUAUCCUGAUAUCGGCACGGGGCGAAUAUGUAUGCUUAUGAAAAUGUAUUUUUUGUGUUGGAUGUAAUUACUUAAAACAAGGUUCAACUAUACCUCGAUGAACAUGAUGAAACUGGGGCGACCAUUAGUGAAACAGUUGUUGCUGCCCGAGUUCCUGUGUUGCAAGUCUCUGACCUGCAAUUCGCAUUUCUCAUGGAUCAUUUGCACGUGCUUGUUGUUUUUAUACUGUUAUUUUCGCUGCACUCUUGUGUCAGAUAUCUUUGCCAUGUAUAAGCUGAGCGCUGUAGCAGAACAUGUGUGCCAUUUAUUAGCAAUCAUGUCAUCUCUUGUGUCAUGGGUAUAUAUUUAUAACAUCUACACAUUUUUUUCAUUUUGCUUCAUAACUUCAACAAUAAUUACAUUUUUUAAUCCUGUAAGAUAGCACAGUAAUGAAAUUAUGUAAAUAUUGUGAUGGAAACAGUGCGAGCUCGAGAAGUAAGCAUGUAGGACGACAUAGCCCAUUUCAGCUAACCAACCUUGUCAUGCAAAAUCUGUUCCACAAAUGUUUUCUUAACCCCCUGACGAAGGCCUCUAACUGCUCUUGAUGACGUUCAUUGCAGUGGAUGUUGCAUAGCAGUCUAAUUGGCCCGAUUAUUUACAAGCAUUGUUUCUUAUCUCAGUUAUCACUCAACUCCGCGUUCCAUUACCUCUGUCAGACAAUGAAUUUCGACCAUGAUAAGAUAAGUGUGGCAGCGGCAUGCUCUCUUUUACAAGAGGUGCAUUGAAGCUGCCUAGUUUCAGCGAUGAAACUCCUCGCAUUAGCCGUCGCAGUUCUUUGUUCUGGUAGGUGAUAUUUGAUUCUUCCUUCGAUGAAAAUUAUUAAGAAUGAUGCAGAAACGAAGGCUGUUAUGUGCAAAGAGGCUAGUGCACUAAGUGUAAAGAGAUUGAAAGCGUAACUUGCAUGAUUGCGUUGAUGAUGUACAUUUUCAUGUCGCAUGGCAGUAGUUGUUUCUGUUAUGAUUUGUAUGGACAUGUAUGUUUCAAGCAUGAUCUCGGACUCCCAUGUACAGUCAGCAUGUUGGGCUUGUGAAUAUAUAUUAAAAUGAACAGCGUCA